AUGUUAAACGAGAUGGAGAACCUGCCGAAGAUUCCUAGCCCAAACCAGAUUGUACCUGUUCGCGAUUUGAGUAUUCUCAAAGAGCCCAGGGGAUUUAUCAAGCCAUUGCAAUGGAUUUUAUCAAUAUUUGCCUUUGCUACAACAUGUAGUGUGGAAACACAAACAGGUUUUUCUGUCUCAUGUCCAAAACUUGAGGAAUAUACAUAUCCAAUUUCAUAUCCAUUUGUUUUAGAUCUAUCAGUCAAAGUACCGGUGUGUGGUUCCAAUAUAGUCCCUAAUGUGGCAAGCUUCACCUAUAGUGGCAAAUCCAGUUCAGAAUUCUAUGUCUUCAUUGGAGUCAUGGCCUUCCUGUACUGCCUUGCUGCACUUGUCGUAUAUGUCUUCUUUGAUGAAGUAUACCGCAAGAACACCAGACUGACCAUCAUUGAUUUCAUAGUGACAGCAGUAUUUGCUCUAAUGUGGUUGAUAUCUUCCUCUGCAUGGGCCCAGGGUGUGACCGACCUCAAGUACUAUUCAGAUCCAACUGAUGGCAUAUUCCUGAAACUCAAAGAAUGUGACAUGAUCUAUAAUAAUUAUACCAUCACCUGCACACCUACAGUAAAACCCAACUUUUCUACUUUGGAUGUCUCCAUUAUUUUUGGUUUCCUGAACACUUUUGUAUGGAUUGGAAAUUUGUGGUUCUUGUACAAGGAGACCCCAUGGUUCAUGGUUCAAGCUGCCCCACCCAUGGAUCCGGGGAUGCCACAAGAAACAGAUCCACAGAGAGUGUAA
Molecule: messenger RNA, 771 nt
Organism: Acanthosepion pharaonis
Lineage: Eukaryota; Metazoa; Mollusca; Cephalopoda; Sepiida; Sepiidae
Source: the annotation of a GenBank genome assembly